CGCGAGGGACGGGGGGCGGAGCCAAGCGGCCUGGCGUCGAGGUCCGGGCGGCGGCGGCGGCGGCUGAGGCGGCGGCGACGGACUCGCUCGUGAGGGACAAGAAUGAGUUAUGCAGAAAAACCCGAUGAAAUCACGAAAGACGAGUGGAUGGAAAAGCUCAAUAAUUUACACAUCCAGAGAGCUGACAUGAACCGCCUGAUCAUGAACUAUCUUGUUACAGAGGGUUUUAAAGAGGCAGCAGAGAAGUUUCGGAUGGAGUCUGGGAUUGAGCCCAGUGUUGAUUUAGAGACUCUGGAUGAAAGAAUAAAAAUCCGAGAGAUGAUCCUCAAAGGUCAGAUUCAGGAAGCUAUUGCGCUGAUCAACAGCCUUCAUCCAGAAUUGUUAGACACAAAUCGGUAUCUUUACUUCCACUUGCAGCAACAACAUUUAAUCGAGUUGAUUCGGCAGCGGGAGACAGAAGCCGCCCUUGAGUUUGCUCAGACGCAGCUAGCAGAGCAAGGGGAGGAGAGCAGGGAGUGCCUGACGGAAAUGGAACGCACUCUGGCACUGCUUGCUUUUGAUAACCCGGAGGAAUCGCCUUUUGGAGAUUUGCUCAACAUGAUGCAGAGGCAGAAAGUGUGGAGCGAAGUUAACCAAGCUGUUCUAGACUAUGAAAAUCGUGAAUCGACACCCAAGCUGGCUAAAUUACUGAAGCUACUACUGUGGGCUCAGAAUGAGCUGGACCAGAAGAAAGUAAAAUAUCCCAAAAUGACAGACCUCAGCAAGGGGACAAUUGAGGAACCCAAGUAAAAUAUGUGCAGGUGGACACUAAACCUCAGAACUGCACAGUUAUAUACAUUUUUAAUCAGUCUGUGACUGAAAUAUUUUUACUACAGUUCAGGACUUUGCAAUUUGGUUGUGUGUGGGGAUUUUUGUUUGUUUGUUUUGUUUCUCGGCAAGCAUACUUAAAGGGCGACGGGUCCCUUUUUAAAUGCAGCAAAUCAGCAUUGAAAAGUAUUGUUAUCACCUUGACCAUCUUGACUUAGGCUAUGCGCUGUCAUACACUCUUAGCAGAAACAAAAGAUGGCUUUUUUAAUAUAAAUAUAUAUAUAUAUACAUACUGUGCUCAAGGUUUGUAAUAUUUGGCUACCAAGUGCACUUUGGUGGCCAGUGAAUUAAUGUUGAAGCUCUUGACAACUCUUCAUUUAAAUUUAACUCGUCUUUCACUUGAAUAAGGAUUCUUUCUCUAUGUUAAUUUAUAGUCAAAUAAGCAUUCCCUAUUUAAGGACUAGCAGUUGGUUGAAUGAUCAUUUUGUAAACCUCAUGGCAACAUUUUCUGCGUAGGACAUAGCAUAGAAAGCUUUGUAUGCUGUAAUUGAAGGUAGCUCCCCUUGCUUUUCACGCCUUGGUGACUUAUUUAUAUGGGGAUGAAUAUUAUACUUAUUACGGGCCUAGUUCUCUCAAGUACUGCUGAUAAAUAAAGACUUUUCUUUUGUAACUUUCAAGGUAGACCAAAACAGCCUGUGAAACAUCAGAUCACUCCAGAAUUAGGUUUUCCUUUUUAUUGGCUUAAUUUCGAUUCCUUUUGAGUUCCAGUUGCAGUAAUGGCAUUGGUAAGGAUGGCAGCUGUAGAAGGGGUAAGAUAAAAACAGUGGAACUCUGCAGUCGAGGCCAUCUUCAGUUGUAGGAAAUGUUCUCAGCGCAGAUCCACUAGGAAAGCAUUGACAGAUCUUGGGUUCUAAUUCAAAGUUCUAGCGGGGCAUAACUAGUUCACUUGCGUAAAAGAGAGCUUAGGUUUUGUCAAUCUCUUACUUCCCGAGUUCCCGUUUUAUUCUGGGACGAUGUGAUCACCGUGAUGUUUUAGGGUUGAUUUGCCUUGGUUACAGCCCAACUUGCACAGAAUGGACUAUACACUACGUCAGAACCACAGGGUAGGGAAUUGGGUUUCGGAAUGUUUCCUGUCUUUUAAAAUCACCUGCAAAUAGAAAAUCAGCCCACCAAGAAAAUGGGAGGAGGUUGAACCUUUUCUCACCCUGUUGUGUUAGUUUUCCAUUUGCAGGGAGCGUUUUUAUGCAAAGCAGGUUUUGAAAACUGGCGCACACAGUGUGCAGCAGCGACGCCAUCUAUGCUGCCCUCCUGCUGCUUUGUUCUGUUGCACGUGCAAACCAGGCGUCAAUUCCAUGAAGUCCCCCGUAUGCAGAUGCUGCACUGUAAUGCCCCUUCCGGUCUGGAAUCCUAUGCAGCAUCCUAUGCAGCCACCUGCAAGGCACGAUUUACCAGCUGGGCGGCAUUCAGUAUUACUCCUUGCUAGCUGCAAGAUUGUGAUCCCAAAGGCCUGAUUUUUUGUGUGUGCUUUUUUGCAGAGCUGCUGAGACAACUGACCAGGACAGUAGGAAAAAUAAUAAGGGCUGCCCGGCAGCUGUGGGACGUGCAUUUUAUAUUCUUUCUGUGCCCCAGUCAUGCAAAUCUUGUUAAUUCCACUGGCACUUAAGAGCAGCUUAUGUGAAUCGCACACUCAACACAGUUACCAUUUUAUAUGCUGCAUCGGAAGCCCUGUAGGACUACUUCUAGCUGGCUGGGUUUGAAUGCUUAACUUUGGGCAUUAGUCAAAGAGGACUAGAUUUCAUGCAAACUUCAAAGAAAAUGGUGCAGCUUGAAAGGGGUUUCUGAGAGGUUGGGUUGGAUCAGGUAGAUCCAUUCUGUUAGUGGUGACACAUUUCUCCAGUGAAAGGAGUCUUCCCCCGGCAUGCUUUCUGCAUCUGGGUAAAGCUUCUUCAGCUGGAAGAAAGUGUUGCCUCUUGUGAAACUGAUCUAUGCGAUCCAAUCCAUGGUCUUAGAGGAGUACUGUAUAUUCUGAUUGCUUGUAGGCUGCAUGAUUUAGGGGGAAGCGGUUGUAUAAGAUAAGCAGUAGACAACCAACAGUGUCAAGUACAUAACAAGCUUUCCCCCUCCAUUCUUGAGUGCUGAAUGCAUCCUGGAGCUUUUAAAAAAAGCUUUGGAGGUCUAGCACAAUGUUGCAGCGCAUGUGUGUUUUAUUACAGUUUUCCUUGCCAGUAAAAACUGCACCGCUUCAGAGGUUUCAUGUAUGUUAAGAGCACUGUGCUUAUUUCAUGAAUGCAUAGAUAACUGGAACUUCCACUAGUUUGUUUAAUUCAUUAACUUCAAAGCCAAAUAUGUAAGGGGUCCUCCCCAGAGGGUUUAAAUGUAACAUAAUUUUAGGUAUGUUAUUUCAUUUGGGUUUUGUAAAGCAUCACACACUGAAGCAGCUUUAACCUAUAAAAUUUGGGGGGAGGGGGAAACAGAGAAAAUAUUUAAAAUGGUAUGAAAGAAAGCUAUGCAUUUUACAGAAAGGUCAAGGGUGUAGCCCCAGUGGUACUCUUAGGGAAUCUUUAUAUUCAUGUGUAUAUAAAAUAGUUUGCAUAUACGAAAUAUAAUAUAAUCAGUUUGAAUUAUUCUCAAAUGGGAGAGGCUGUGCAAAACAUAACUUAUGGAAAUACUGUACACAGAAAACACAGUCCUCAGUACAUAAACGAAUUUGUCAUAUGCAUGAGAAAUGUCUUAUUUGGUGGCUAUGGAUGAAUGGUUGCAAUUUUGUUAGCUCCAUAAUGUUAGAUUACCACUCUUACCUGCUUAGCAUUAAAUACCACUUUGAUCAAUGUGUGUUACA
This is a messenger RNA of Eublepharis macularius, 3646 nucleotides long. RefSeq names its product GID complex subunit 8 homolog (gene GID8). Gene Ontology annotation, biological process: positive regulation of canonical Wnt signaling pathway; proteasome-mediated ubiquitin-dependent protein catabolic process. The record is from RefSeq and is a predicted model, not a curated record. Gene Ontology annotation, molecular function: protein binding. The transcript has 5 exons. The coding region runs from base 103 to 789 and encodes 228 amino acids. Lineage: Eukaryota; Metazoa; Chordata; Lepidosauria; Squamata; Eublepharidae. Gene Ontology annotation, cellular component: nucleus; cytoplasm.